Salvia hispanica is the source of this 2949-nucleotide messenger RNA. RefSeq lists its product as uncharacterized. The record is from RefSeq and is a predicted model, not a curated record. Lineage: Eukaryota; Viridiplantae; Streptophyta; Magnoliopsida; Lamiales; Lamiaceae.
UCAACAGCGAAAGAAGAGGGGAAAUUCGUCGAUUCUAGCUAUCUCGCGCUCGCGCUUCCCCAGUAAAUAUUUCUUCAAAAGCUAGUGUGUUUCAGCUUCUUCAAUCACCUGAGGAUUUACUAGUAAUUUGAUGAAUUUGAAAAUUAACGGGAUUCCUGCUGCUGCUUCGGGGCGAAUUAGACAAGGGGGCGAUUAGGUGAAAUGGUCGACGGUUUGAAAUCGGAAACCCUAAUGGAGAUUUCUGGUGAUAAGGGGGUUUUGAGUGGUGGAGUUAGGGUUUCGGAGGAACCUAAGGUUUCGACUGAGGGGACUGUAAUUAGAUCAAAUGAGAGCAAGUUUGUUGAAUCUAGCAACUUAGGAAGCAAUGAUAAGGUACCUCGCAGCCAUAGGUGGGAAUCAUGGGGGGUUAUGAAUAUGGUUAGCAGAGUGCUGGGUGGAAAGCUUUAUGUGGAUGAUGAUGAGGUGAAGGAUGUAAAUGAUUCCAAGAAUAGGGGCCAGGUGAAUGUGUUUGGGGGUGUAAAAUCGUUGCAGGAUCUGACUGGGGAGAAGACAUCUGACAAUCAGGGUGAGGUGAAUUUGGUGGUGGAUAUGAAUGCUCGUGAGGAUGUGAUUGGGGAGUCACCAUCUGCAAAUGGAAUUGAUAUUAAGAGAAUGGAUAUCAACAGUGAAUCUGCAAAGUUAGUUUGGGAUUGUCCAGUUGAGGAAAAUAUAAGUGGUAACCAAGAUUUGGUCUCUCAUGACAUAGUGCUAGAUGGGAAUCUGGAAACUGAGGAAAUAAAUAAUGUUGAAGAUGAGGUGUUGAGAACGGAAGGAUUUGAGAAAACCGAGGAAGUAAGGGAUGUUAAGGCUGAUGUGAUGAUACCAAAAGUAGAUGGACAACUAGAUUUGCAUAUUAAUGAAAUUGUUCCAGAAGCCACAUUGGAAUCGGGAGAAAAUGUUAAAGCUGAUUCAGAGGAAGUAGAUGAUAUUAAGGCUGACAUGUUGUUUCGAAAAGAAUAUGGCAGAAAUACAGAGAAGGAAGAGGAAUAUCAUGUGUCAGAUCUAGUUUGGGGCAAGGUUAGGAGCCAUCCUUGGUGGCCGGGGCAAAUAUGUGCUCCCUCAGCUGCAUCUGAUAACGCAAAAAAGUAUUUUAAGAAAGAAAAUUAUUUGGUGGCAUAUUUUGGGGAUCAGUCGUUUGCGUGGAAUGAUGAAUCAAAGCUCAUGCCUUUCAGAAAGUAUUUCUCCGAAAUGGUGAAACAGAGUAACACAGAUAGAUUCUCUCGUGCUUUGAGCUGUGCCCUGGAUGAGGCUGCUCGACGAAUUGAGUUUGGCCUUUCGUGUCCAUGUUGGGCCCAGGAGGUGCGUGAUGAGAAAAAAUUUCAAGUUGUUGAAAAUGCUGGAAUUCGAGAAGAAUCAAGUAUUAUAGCUGGUGGGGACAAUGUCUUUAGUGCAACUACAUUUUCACCUGGAGAUGUUAUACAAUUCCUAGAAUCAUUGGCUAAAUGCCCGCAGUCCAAUCAAGAUAGGUUGGAAUUUACAAUAGCAAAAGCUGGAUUACAGGCCUAUACUAGAUGGAAGGGUUACCAUGAGCUCCCUGUCUUUGAGGAGUGCAUUGGAUUAUCAGGGGGCGAUAUUCGAUCCAUGGCAAUGGGAGAUGGAGGUGAUCCCACUGAAGUUCCAGUUUGUGAUGCUGCAAAUAAUAUUCCAUCUAAAAGGAGAAAGUCGACAGCUGAUAAUGGUUCUUCAGGUGACGAAGAGCGCCCGAAGAGAAAAGAAAAGUUCAUGUCUGUCUUGUUGGCUUUGGGCGGUUCGUGUUCACAGAAAAAUGAUAAGGUAUAUGUGAGGAAGACCUCCAAAAGGGUCAUCUCGUCUUCCAAGAGUCCUGAAAUGGUUGAUUAUACAUGCAGUAAUUCGAGUGGUAAAAAACAGAAGACUCUGCAGGCAUCUGGCGCAGAUGCGCCUGCCUCUGGAAUUGCUGCGAAAGCGGCAAAGGUUAGUGCUGGAGAGUCUCAGAGAGUGGAAAUCAUUCCGGCCGAGACCCCAACUCCUGAGAUGGUUCUUUCGGAGCUCAUUUUGACUGCGAAAAGGCCCCUGCAAGGGAUAGAUGCGAUUAUUCCAGUAGUUGGCUGGCUUCGUGAUUUCAGGAACUUGAUUUGUUUAGAAAAACCUAGUCAAGGAGAAGAUUUGGGAAAGGAAAAGGAGGAAUAAUCGUUAUCCAACGGCAGAUAUACCAUGAUUCGGGGGUAUUGAAGACUAAUACUGGGCAAGACAGAAUCAUUUGCGACUACUCUCAAGAUCAGGCGAUGUCUGAAUCUCAGAAGUCUUACCAGAGGAUGAUCAACCAGAAGCUGAUGUUGCUGAAGUCGGAUUAUAGCAAUGAAAGCAACAAUGUUGUGGAUUUGGAUACCAGGAACCAAUCUGCUCCGACAAAUAGGUUCAGAGGAACGUUAUCCAACAGCUUUGAUCCCCAACUUCAAAAGUUUGGAUUCUAUUCCAUCUGUCCAUCAAGAAUCUGAACAAGAUAUUUAGCCAUUACCGAACUUUGGAUGAAAAGGGACCUAAGCAAAAGCAGGCGCGUAAAGGUAGUUUUGAAUAGGCAGGCCAGCAGAUGCUGGGAAGUAGAGCAUCUUUGGGUCAUCGCUUAUAAAUCAUGGAACAUAGUAAAUGUCAGCAAAUCUCAAAGAAGAAGAAGAAACAAGGCGAGCAGCGGGGAAGACAUGUAUCAGAAAGUCGACGCUGGUUGAAAUUUGUGAGGACGAAUUCAAAUGUUGUAGUAGUACCAUUAUAAUGGGCACCUGUAGUUGUUAUGAUAUACAUUGUGCAAAGGAUAGAACAGGUAGCUACUGACCUAUUGUUUCAUUUUGGGUAUUUUGCUUAUAAGGAACAAGACUAAUAAUCUCUUUGACUGCAUCUUUUACUUAUAAACUAUGUAAAUGUGAACAUUUUUAAUGAUUGUUAUAAGCGUAGUAA